UAAUAUUUUCGCUGGUCUACCAGUCUUUUAGUUCUAGUUAGUUGUAAAUUCAUCAGGCACAAUAAAUACUCACGAUUAAACCUUUUGUGAAAUGCUUUGUACACACCUUUAAGAAACACUGAAAUUUUUUGGCACAUGUAUUAACAUUCUGUAAAGCAUUUAAAUACAAUUGAAAAACUUGACUCAAACAUUCAACAGACAUUACAAAUCGGAAUAUUCAAUUUUAGCAUCAUUCGGGAAAAAAAUAUUAUGGAAUGAAAAUAUGCCAAAGACUAAUAAAAUAUGACUUUAUUGAGUGAAACGACCUAUGCAUUUAUUAACAACAAUUUACAAGACAAGUCUGCACCAAAAUAUGAAGUCAUCCCGAAUGAAACAAGUGAAUAUCUAAAGGAAAGUACAACACACCACUUUGUCAAACAGCCAACCAGUAAAGGGCCAUCAGAAAGGAAACUUAGGCUACACAGAAAUUGCUUUUCACGCAUAAAGAGUUCACGAAAUGUUUGUGAAGGUGGUGAUAUACAACUAAGGCAUGUUCAUCCCUGUACUCCAGACAUUAAUUUGUAUAAUAGGCAUUCCGUACACAAUACUUCAUUUCCACCAUCAUCAUCAACAACAUCAUCCCGGUCAUCUUCACUAUCAUCUCGACAGUUGUCACCAACCACAACUCCGAAAGCUCCAUUACUAGGAACAAAUCAUAAACGCAAUUUUAAUAAAAACAGAAUAUUCAAAGAUCACCUAUGUGUAGAUAAUGUUAGCAGCCAACAAACGCAUCCAUGUAAUGAUCUGUAUAAAGAGAGUGGAGAAUCAAAGCCACACAUGCAUACAUAUUACAGCAACAACUUGACGAAUAAACUAUACAGUCCACCUAUAUCUAACUUUAAAAUGAAAGCAAGACGUGUAUGGAAUGUGUUUGAGCGCAAAAUGAGCAAUAGUAAGGGAAUAAGUCAAAGUAAAUCAGUUGGAAACCUUGAGUAUACAUCAAGUGCAUUACGUACUCCUGAUUAUCAUAUUCAGAGCAAUAAAGAACCAGAUCUAUCACGUUUACAGAUGAACAAACCAAGAAGUGAAACAAAAAAGGAAUGUACGCCUUCAGCGCACAACGAAUCAAAUGGUUGGUCUUUUCCACAUUCUAAAUCAUUCGACGCCUCAGUACAUCUUGGUGAUAGAGAUGAGAUCCAUGAGACAGUGUGCUAUAAAUAUAUGUCUCCACAGUGGAAAAGCCUUGUAGAUAAUUAUUAUCCUGCAAUGCGUACAGAAGAAUGCUGUGGCAGAGACGUCACUUCACAUCUUAAUACAUCACAUAUCAUGGUUCCUUGUACUAAUUCUAGAAAUCCAACAUAUUUCUUUCAUGAGGAUCUCACUCAAAAAUUAGCGAAUGUCAUAAUUUCCAACAGUAAUCAUCAAAAAAUAUUUCCCGAGAGAUGCCUUCAUCAAAAAAAUGCAAAUCAGAGGAAGUGUAAGGCACACAUGAAUUGUUUGGAAAGUUCAGUCUAUGUUUCACCUAAGGGACUACCUAUCCAGGAGGUACGCGAAAUCACUGUCACACGUCCUGCUGUAGGACAACGGUUUGGAAUGCGGAUAGAGAAACUUGAAAAGGGGACAUUUCUGACCACAGUGUUACCUGGUUCGGUAGCUUCACAAGCUGGAUUGAAAAUUGGAGAUGAGAUUUUACAACUGAAUGGUGUUUCAGUACAGCCAAUUUCCAUCAACACUAUAAACCAACUUAUACGUUCAACACAGUAUCAUUUAAAGAUUGCAUACCGCCCAAGAACAAUGCUAGCAAAAAUCAGAUUCAUAGUAGUCAAGAAAAUUGAUGGACGCGUUGGAAUCCGACUGAAGAGAAUUGCUCAGUUUUUUUUCAGUCUAACAAAAGUGCUGGCACGCACCUUCAUUUACACAAUGCAACACACUUGCAAACACUAUCCAAGUUGGCUGACAAGAGAAGAAUAGAUUCGCACCUGGAGCUUUGUAACGGAACACUAUUAAUUCAGGACUUUUGGCUUCUUUUGAUAAGUUCUUCAAAAUUCUGUUGUGAAAUUUGCGGUAACAGAGGCUUAUAAGUCAAAUCUUUUUUUAAAGUGUGCACCAGAAGCGAAAAUGUAAUUUCAUUGGUUGUUUUAUUUCUCAUUGUUGAUGAUUGUUUAUCUGUGUGAGUAAUCAUACAGGAAUUUCAGACUCUCUUAUCGAGUGCAAGAUUUUCGACGGCAUGUAUCAUUCAUUUCAAAAUAACCUAGGUUUAGUGAUCUGAUCGCACUCUACAAAUGUAAGAAGGAAUCAUUGCUACUUCCCAAUAAACAUUCAUAAAUACUGAUUAUUCAGUGACUCAAAUCAUUUCAUAAAUUAUCUGUAUUUAAAUUCGUGACAUAAUUAAGUAUUCAUUUACUUCAAAGCCUCAAUUUAAUUUGCAUAUCUUUUGUAGAAAACCUACCUGGCAUGACUGCCUAGCGAAUCAUUUUCUAGUAACUCUGUACUAACUGCUUUCAUGUAAAUAUUUUAAACCGUGUGUUUUCUGUCUAUCUUUUAAGAAAACUUGCUGAAUGCCAACUAUUUGUGAG
Molecule: messenger RNA, 2555 nt
Organism: Heterobilharzia americana
Lineage: Eukaryota; Metazoa; Platyhelminthes; Trematoda; Strigeidida; Schistosomatidae
Source: the annotation of a GenBank genome assembly